Molecule: messenger RNA, 308 nt
Organism: Drosophila sulfurigaster albostrigata
Lineage: Eukaryota; Metazoa; Arthropoda; Insecta; Diptera; Drosophilidae
Product: metallothionein-2-like
Exons: 2
Coding region: 95-220 (41 amino acids)
Molecular function (GO): metal ion binding
Source: RefSeq, a predicted model, not a curated record
ACUGCUCAGCAGUAGUAUCAAAAAGCAAAAAGCGAAGCUCGCGUCAAUAAUUCAUAUAGACUAAUUAAAAAGUUGUAAUAAAAACAUCAUCAAGAUGCCUUGCAAAGGAUGCGGAAACAACUGCCAGUGUACUGCCGGCCAAUGUGGAGGUAACUGCGCCGGAAACCAACAAUGUCAAUGUGCCAGCAAACCAGCUUCCAAGUGCUGCCAAAAUAAAUAGAUGUUCAUCAACCCAUUUAUUCUAUACCUAUGACUGACUACAUAAACUUCAUGCUUUAAUAAAUUUUAGAUAUAUAUUUGAAUCUUAA